Molecule: messenger RNA, 1617 nt
Organism: Theobroma umbraticum
Lineage: Eukaryota; Viridiplantae; Streptophyta; Magnoliopsida; Malvales; Malvaceae
Product: berberine bridge enzyme-like Cyn d 4
Molecular function (GO): oxidoreductase activity; FAD binding
Source: RefSeq, a predicted model, not a curated record
AUGUCAAAGAUGAGACUUGAUGAUCAGCUUCUUGUUUUUACCAUAUUUCCCUUUCUCUUCUUCGUAUCUUCUGCAUCACCAGGCCUGCUAUUCUAUGGAGCCUUUUACCAAUGCAUAGCUUUCCAUUCUCCAUUUCUUACUCAGGUUCACGACUUGUUGCACAGUGCACAUUCUCCUGAAUAUUUACCUAUUCUCCAAUCAUCUAUCCAAAACCUAAGGUUCAAUUCCUCCGUUGGGCAAAGACCUCGGUACAUCAUUACACCGCGCAGUGCUGAUCAUGUCCGAGCUGCAGUUCUUUGCAGCAAAUAUCAUGGCCUACGGGUCAGGAUACGGAGCGGCGGCCAUGACUAUGAGGGGCUUUCUUAUAAAGCAAAUACGCCAUUUGUUCUCAUUGAUCUUUUCCAUCUUCGAAAAGUGACAGUCGACCUGAAAACUAAAACUGCUUGGGUUGGAGCUGGUGCUACACUAGGUGAACUCUAUUAUCAGAUUGCCAACCGCAGCCAAACUUUAGGAUUCCCAGCUGGGAUUUGCUCUAGCAUUGGAGUUGGCGGCCAUUUAAGUGGAGGGGGACAAGGUACCCUGAUGAGGAAAUUUGGUCUUGCAGCCGAUAAUAUAGUUGACGCCAUCCUGGUUAACGCGAAUGGUAACAUUCUCGACAGAAGGGCGAUGGGUGAGGACCUGUUUUGGGCCAUCAGAGGAGGUGGUGCUGCAAGUUUUGGAGUCAUUGUGGAAUGGAAGGUCAAGCUGGUUCCUGUCCCUCCUAAAGUUACUGCUUUCAACGUCCCCAUAACCCUGCAGCAAGGAGCAACUUCGCUGAUUCAUACGUGGCAACAGAUUGCAACCAGGUUACCUGAAGAUCUGUUUAUAAGGAUUCUCUUAACAGUGGGGAAGGAAUCUGAUGGUAGAACAACAGUCCGAGCUAUCUUCAAUUCUUUGUAUCUCGGACCACUUCAUCAACUGUUUCCUUUGAUUGAGGAGAAAUUUCCUGAGUUGGGUCUAGCCUUGCAAGAAAAGCACUGCAAGGAGCUAAGUUGGAUAGAAUCCGUUCUAUUCUUGGAUAGGGGGUUCGCAAAAGGCAAAAACGUCGAUGUCCUGAUGGACAGGAAGAACAAUCUUCAGAGCUUUUUCAUAGCUAAAUCAGAUUUUGUGAACAAACCAAUUACAAAACGUGGGCUUAAAGCAAUAUGGAACGUGAUGCAAGAAGGCGAAGCCGGCAUAAUGAUUUGGGAUCCUUACGGUGGGAAAAUGGACGAAAUACCACAGGAUGCAACCCCAUUCCCUCAUAGAGCAGGAACCUUGUACAAUAUACAAUACUUCACCAACUGGAAAGAGGGAGGACCUGAUGUGGAGACGAAACGCACAGACUGGAUCAACAAGCUUUAUAAUUUCAUGGAACCUUAUGUUUCCCAGAACCCAAGAGCUGCAUAUCUCAACUACAGAGAUCUCAGCCUAGGAAUCAAUAACAAAUAUGGGAAUCCAAGCUACUUGAGGUCAAAAGUCUGGGGAGAAAAGUACUUCAAGAACAACUUUGAGCGAUUAGCACGUAUCAAACAUGCUGUCGAUCCUGGAAACUUCUUCCAGAAUGAACAAAGCAUUCCUCCUUAUUCGGGUUUUUAA